UACCCAAUCGGCUUUUAGUGCACCAGCAAUGCUUUGCUCUAACUGUAACAUGAAAAAGAUGAUCCGAAGAGAGGGCAUUUUCUUUUCCGGUUAACGGAUGAACUGUCAUUCCCAAUUUUAUAAGUAACCACAUGCGCUUCCGGCUGAAAAAUGUUGUGUUUCUUUCGAUGCUACUACUUUUCAUGCCGUUUCUUGCCCUUUUCGUGGGAUUUAGAUCGGGGUUGAGCCGGGAGCAACUGAUGCACCAACGUAUUACAGAACUUAGUGCAAAAUUACUUCUCUCCGAGAAACUUGGCAAGGAGAAACAGAGUGCAUAUGAAUCUCUUCGGAGACAGUUUAGUUCUAUCCUGCAGAAUAAACUGAGGGACAGUAAUGACAGCAGCAUCAGUACUGCUCUCAGGUCGCAGUACAGGGACUUACUGACCAGUCUGAGCUACGAUGCCAUCCGUCCCCCUGAUAUGUUCCAUGAACUGACACAUUUGAAUGGCCGCAUUGAAGCACUGUCACCAGCUUUUAGGAUCUCUAGGGGUAGAACAGGAGUAUCAAUCGUUGUUGGCAUUCCCUCAGUGAAGAGAGAGAAAAACAGCUAUUUAUUGGAUACUUUGAGGUCGCUGGUGGAUAACCUCAAUGAAGAAGAAAAGAAUGAUACAUUGCUGGUUGUGUUAAUAGCAGAGCCCUAUGAUGUGAAGUACAUCCAGAGCCAGGCAGAGCUGGUCAAGUCAAAUUUUCCAGAUGAAGUGGGUUCAGGUCUUAUUGAGGUGUUGGGACCCUCUGCCUCCUAUUACCCUGAUCUGGACAGCAUAAAGGAGACCCUGGGGGACUCCAAGGAGAGGACAAGAUGGAGAAGUAAACAAAACCUGGACUUUGUGUAUCUAUGGAUGUAUGCCAGAACAAGGGGGACGUAUUAUGUACAGCUGGAAGAUGAUGUCAUGGCCAAGUCUGGUUACGUGACCAUCAUGAAGAACUUUGCUCUCAGCCAGAAGACAGAUGACUGGCUACUGCUGGAGUUCUCAUACCUGGGCUUCAUUGGGAAGAUGUUCAAGUCUGCUGAUUUGCCAUACUUGAUAGAGUUUAUCCUGAUGUUCUACACAGAGAAGCCCAUAGACUGGCUACUGGACCAUUAUCUGUUUGUCAAAUUGUGUAGUCCAGAGAAGGAUGCAAAAUACUGCGACCGAAUGAAGAGCAGUUUACGCCGCCGCUUCAAACCCUCCCUGUUUCAGCACGUUGGAAUGCAUUCUUCACUGAAGGGAAAAGUGCAGAAAUUGAAAGACAAGGACUUUGGCAAGGCUCAGCUCCAUCAUCCCCACACCAACCCUCCAGCUGAGGUGUCCACCACGAUAGAAAAAUACCAGAAAUACUCCCUGGAUGAUGCCUAUCUGGGCCUGGACUUUUUCUGGGGAACCUUUCCCAAAGCUGGCGAUAUGUGCAUCUUCAGGUUUAAUCCACCAAUAGCAUUAGAGAGCUUUUACUUCAAAAGUGGUAAUCCGGAGCACCCUGGGGAUCAGUUGUAUAACACAACUGUUGAAAUCAUGCCAUACUCGCACACACAAAAACAAGAUGGCAUCCUGACCAAUGACGUGAACUACCAACAGUACAAUCGCACAAACGACGGCUACCUGAUCAUGGGGGAGUUUGUUAAUAGCGUGGCCAAGGGGGAUGUUGGAGCUGCUCUUGGUCCUAUAUUGGAGUUAAGACUGCAUGUGAAGUCUGAGAGCAAGGCAUGGGUUAUCCUCAGUGAGAUUUACAUAAAACCAUUAACGACAAGCUGACAGGGAAUGGCUACAGGCAGUUGACAAGACUGGAAACAUGUGACCCAAUGUACAGGUGUUUUUUUAUUUCUCAAAUGAUCUGUUAAAUUUUGAUAUGCCAAAUUGCUCAUAUCAGGUGCUUGCAAGUUCAUUUUGGAAUAUUUAUAAACCAUGUAGAUAAUAACACUUAGAUCAAUUCAAAUGAUAUUUAUAAAUACUAUAAUGAAUUACAUAAUUCUUAUUUUAUGUGUGAGGUAUUUACUCAAGUUUACACAGAUGGCUUUACAUUUUAGAUCGGUUAUAGUGUUCAUUUUAUCAUUUUAUGUACGCUGUCAUCAAGAAUGCCUUUUUGCCUAUAGUGAUUCUAUGAUUUCAUGAUUUUUCUCAGCAUAAAAAAGGGCUUUUAUUGGUUUUAAUGUUAUGGGAUAUUAAGGGAAUUCACUUUUAUUUUGAGCUGUUUAUGAAUAUAUAUUAAUAAUAUGAAUUUCUUUUACACGGAUAGAGGCAAUUUAUUUGUAAUAAAAAUAUAUUUACAUGUGUGUGUGUUAAUAUUUGAAAGGGAUUUGUGAAAAUUCUCCUAUAUUGCUGAUAUUUAUAAUAUUUUCAAAUAUUUUAAUCUUCUGUGCUGUUUUAAUUGCCAUGACGGUUUGGGAUUUGGUGCUACAACAAAUGGUUUUUCAUAAUCAUACUGCUUUUUUAUGAUCAUUUAUGAUCCCCCCAAAUUAUUUACCAGGUGCUAUCCAAGGAAAAAAGUUGAUACAGUAAUUAUUAUAUUAGUUGAUUAUUCAAGAAGUAGAUUCAAUAAAACAAUUUUAAUGGAGUCAUAGCAAUGGGCAUUAGUAGAAAAAUAACGAUAAGUCUGAACUAAGCCCAAAAACAUGAGUUCUUUGUGAAAUGGGCUCAAAAGCUAGUCUAUCAUUAACUGAUUUUUUUUCACAAUCAAGGUUCGAAAUUAAAACUAGUUUAUUUUAUCUGCUGUAUUUAAUGUGUUCAUUGCAAUUUUUGUUCUUAUAGUUGUGUGAGGGAUGUGAAUUUGUUGUACAGCAGGGGAAAUUAUGAGACAAAUUUGAAAACUUUGAAAACCAAGACAACAAUCUGGUACAUUUUUCAAAUUUUCAAUUAUGGUGUAUUUUAACUAUUUUAAGCUAGAAGUGAUUUCUGAAGAUGGAAUUUUAUAUAAAAUGUAGGUUUUAUUCAUAUUUAUGUCAACUGCAGUUUGAAUGUCGAAAUGGGUAGAUUUUGUGUUGAAAUUUUGUUCUUCUGGUAUAGAAGACAAAUUAUUCCAAUAAUGGCACAUUCAGUUUCUUUGAGCAGCAGAAAAACAUUAAAUUUAAUAGGAGCAUUGGGUAUCGAGUGGUAACUGACAUUUGAUUGAUGGUUAUCGAUUGAUUGGGGGUAUCUUUUAUCCUAUCAGAGCGCUAAUGAAUGUUAUAUGGUGACUUUUAGUGUGGCCAUUUUCUCCUAUUGACACUAUGAUCCUUGAGAAAAAAAGGGGACAGUAAUUUGGACUAUGGAACAUACAAUGCUAUAAAUGCCUAAUUCUUAUUUCAUAAACUUGUUUGCCAUAAAUGAUUAUUUUUUAAUGGAUUAUCAUAAGAUUUUAAUAUUGGAAUUAAGCCAUCUAAUAGGGUUUCAUCUUUGAUUAAGUGCCAACAACUAUCUCAGAUCAAGAUAUUUAAUAUGUCAGGUAUAUAUUAGGUUUUUUUAAGUUAUCAUCUUUGUAAAUAUUAUAAAGUUGUAAAAUAAAUAUAGUAAUCAAUGACUUGAAAUGCA
Molecule: messenger RNA, 3521 nt
Organism: Lingula anatina
Lineage: Eukaryota; Metazoa; Brachiopoda; Lingulata; Lingulida; Lingulidae
Product: alpha-1,3-mannosyl-glycoprotein 4-beta-N-acetylglucosaminyltransferase B
Biological process (GO): protein N-linked glycosylation
Cellular component (GO): Golgi stack; endoplasmic reticulum-Golgi intermediate compartment; endoplasmic reticulum
Molecular function (GO): acetylglucosaminyltransferase activity
Source: RefSeq, a predicted model, not a curated record